Molecule: messenger RNA, 399 nt
Organism: Achroia grisella
Lineage: Eukaryota; Metazoa; Arthropoda; Insecta; Lepidoptera; Pyralidae
Exons: 2
Coding region: 40-354 (104 amino acids)
Source: RefSeq, a predicted model, not a curated record
CAAGAAUUGAAGGAUAUUCUUAGGAGCGAUACAUAUUUAAUGAAAUCGUUCUGUGAAUUCCAGAUUUGGUUGCUGGCAAUACUGGUGGUGGCGUGGGUAGGGUCUGCAUCCCCUAUAAACCCCAAACGGCGUCUCAUCAAUCGGCCCACAGUGGACAUAUACCCUAAACACAGACAAAGACGUGCGCCACAGGAUGUCAAGGGCGGAAAUCGAAUUGGAGUGAAAGGCGAUCGUACGCCACCUACCCUGCACCCCAGGAAAGGAGAGUAUGUAUGCGGGGAUAGAAUGUGUAAACUCAAGCCAGGAGAGAUACCUAAAAACUGUAACGGUGUCUGCCAGUUUAGGAUAGCUUAGUAAAUAUAUAAGAUAUCUAAGGAAAAUAUAUUUUAUUUUAAUAAU